UUGACAUUAGACAGUUUCAAUCUGGUGGGCAGGAUCUGUUCAUUAGGAUGUCUGCUUCGGAAUCAGGAUCGAAGAGAAAUGAGAAUAAGUUGAAGAUAGCACUGAUAAUUGCAACUCCACUCGCUGCACUUCUGGCGAUGCUUAUUUUAUGCUAUUACUUCUGCAAAAACAGGGGAAGCCCAGAAGAGAGAAUCAAAGAGAAGAAAGAAAAUGACAUAAAGAAUGAAGGCCAAGAUGACGACAUGGGGCUUCCAGUAUUUCAACUAGCUACAAUCUCACAUGCAACUGAUAAUUUUUCACUCAGCAACAAGCUGGGUCAAGGGGGUUUUGGACCUGUUUACAAGGGGUGCGGAGUACAAUGGGUACUCCAAACCCGUAAACAUCUCAGUUGGAAAGGCAUAGAGUUAAUAGCCCUUCCGUUAGGUGUCGACACCUAUAUUUUGUGUCGACACCAUGUCCGUGUCGGGUUUCACAAUGCUCAGCCCUUCCAGAAUACCCUAACCUCCCUUGUUGAUAUUUUUGGCUCUGGGUUUCCUUAGUUGCAUUUCUAGUACCUUCCAACUGUUUGCAGCAUGCUUCUAUUCUUCAACCUCCUCACAUCCUUCCUUGAUGCUUCAAACAGGGGAUUUCACCAAGUUAGCUGCUUGUCCUUAAUCUUUUCUCUUACUGGCACAAUUGAAUUUUAAGCAGCCCAUCGGAUAUUGAAUCCAAUCUGACAAUGAAAAAUAGCAGCCUUCCCUUUUACCUUUGAUCCAGUUGAAUGCCCUUAUCUGUACCAUCUCUAAUAGCUUUCUCCUGUCAACCUCUUUCUGUUUAAAGAUCUUCUCGUUCUUGGCAAGCCAGAUUGUCCAUGUCACCGUGAACCAGACACACUCCCAUCCAAUCUUUUCUGUAGUCAUUUUAGCUGCAUUCGGGUGCUGUUCAAAAACCUUUUUACAGUCUUUGUCUUGUACUGUUCUAAUGCCCCACCACUUGUAACAAUCCCUCCACAAAUCUGAAGCUAUUUUACAGUGUAUAAAGAGAUGAUUGGAAU
Rubroshorea leprosula is the source of this 1033-nucleotide messenger RNA. NCBI's taxonomy places the organism in Eukaryota, Viridiplantae, Streptophyta, Magnoliopsida, Malvales, Dipterocarpaceae. The record is from the annotation of a GenBank genome assembly.